GUGAAUAUGAAACUCCGAUCACAUCAUAUUUUGGGAAAGAUUUAAAUUUAGAGCAAAGUGCUAGUUUAAAACGAAAACGCCAUUAAUGAGAAUUAUUAAUGUUCGACCCCAUCCUUGAGGUGUUUGUCAUUUACAACAUUCCAAGUGAUCAUCUCAUAUGUUUCUUGUAUAAAUAAAUACUAAGCCAAGAUCGAAUACUACUAAUUAACUAACAUCCACCCAAAUUAUCAAUAAAAAUGGAUCCAACUAGUUCCUCUAAAACCCUUCUUCAUUCCAUUAAGCCCAUGCCAUUUGUAAUUCUCAACCGUAUUUUUGCAGUGAUUUACACAAUUGCUCUUCUAUGUUUAUUCUAUCACCAUGUAACACAACUAUCCAAAAGUACCACAUCCUCUAGUUUCCUGGUAUCAAUCUCCAUGUUCAUAGCUGAUCUUCUCCUAGGAUUCAUGUGGAUUACUUGUCAGGCCUUCCGAUUACGCCCCGUGACUCGACAAGUCUUCCCGGAAAACCUAGAAAAGAUCAUCAAAACAUCUGAUGACGGAUCAGUUGCGGAAGAUUUUCCGGCAGCUUUGGACAUAUUUAUAUGCACUGCUGAUCCGGAGAAAGAACCACCAAUCAACGUCGUUAAUACGGCUUUAUCGAUGUUGGCUUAUGAUUAUCCCCCGGAAAAGCUCUCUGUUUAUGUCUCCGAUGAUGGAGGAUCGGAGUUGACUCUGUUUGCUUUCAUGCGAGCUGCUAAAUUUGGAGCUCACUGGUUGGCUUUUUGCAGGGAGAACAAAGUCAUGGACAGGUGCCCAGAUGUGUUUUUCAGGUCAAACAAUUAUCAUCCAAUCAAAUCUGAUCAAUCCCAAAAAAUCAAGAUUAUGUAUGAUAACAUGAGAAAUAGGAUACAAAAUGCAACGAAGAGCACAAAGGUUGAAGAAUAUAUUAACGAGUCCGAGCAUGAAGCCUUUAGUAAAUGGACUGAUGACUUCACUCGUGAAAAUCAUCCGGCAGUGAUUCAGGUUUUGCUGGAGAGCAACAAGGAUAAAGAUGUAACAGGCCAUCCAAUGCCAAAUCUUGUUUACGUUUCUAGAGAAAAAAGGAGAACUUCUCCACAUCAUUUCAAAGCCGGAGCCCUAAAUACCCUGAUUCGGGUGUCAGCAAUAAUGACCAACGCGCCCAUAAUCUUAACCCAAGAUUGUGACAUGUUUUCAAACGAUCCAAGAACACCUUAUAAUGUACAAUGUUAUUUCAUGGACACUUCAAUUCAACCAACAUUAGCCUACAUACAAUUUCCUCAAUGUUUUCAUGGCUUGAACAAGAACGAUAUCUAUUCAUCUGAGAUGAAACGUUGGUUUAUUAUGAACCCAAGAGGCAUGGAUGGAGUAUUGGGCCCAGAUAACAUGGGAUCGGGAUCCUUUUUCAUGCGUAGGGCUUUCUUUGGCGGGCCUUCAUCAUCUUCAUUUAUAGAUCCAAGAAUGCCACAGUUGAGUCCUUUAUAUCAUAAUGUCAGCAAGUCUACAUCAAUUAGGUCAGAAAAUAUUUUAGAAUUGGCAGAUAUUGUUGCAGGUUGCGACUUUGAGAAACAGACCAAAUGGGGUUCUGAGGUUGGAUUUAGAUAUGGAUCUUUAGUGGAAGACUAUUUUACGGGCUAUCGUCUUCAUUCUUUGGGCUGGAAAUCAAUAUUUUGCAAUCCGCAGAGACCGGCAUUUUUGGGCGAUGUACCCAAUUCCCUUUUCGAUGUGGUGAACCAACAUAAGCGAUGGUGUGUUGGACUCCUUGAGGUGCUAUUCUCAAAGUUUAGUCCACUCACUUUUGGUAUGCAAACUUUGGGUCCAAUUGAAAGUCUUUGUUAUGCAAGUUAUGCUUUUUCCCCAAUGUGGUCGUUUCCAAUCACCCUAUACUCCUUCAUCCCACAAUUAGCUCUUCUCAACAACCAUUGGAUCUUUCCCAAGGUUUCUUCUAUUUGGUUCUUAGUGUAUGUGUUCCUUUUUCUUGGAUCAUACAUACAAGACUCCCUAGAAUUUAUGUUAGCUCAAGGGACAUUUGCAAGGUGGUGGAAUGAGCAAAGAAUCUGGAGCAUAAGAGGGUUCACAAGUUACUUAUUUGGAAGCCUUGAAUAUCUGCUAAAAAUCCUAAACUUUUCUACUCAUGGAUUUAAUGUCACUAACAAAGUCGUUGAUGAUGAACAAAGCAAGAGAUACCAUCAAGGGAUAUUCGACUUCGGACCGCCCUCCUCCUUCUCAUCAUUCAUGAUGUUUUUGCCAUUAGCAACAGCAGCAGUUGUCAAUUUCGUAGCAUUCUUUGGUAGUUUGAUGCAGAUUUUCAAAGGAUCAUUAUCGGGGGAUAUUAAUUUUAAUGUUGAUGGUGGUUUUUUGCAACUGUUCUUGUGUGGUUUUGGUGUGUUGAAUUGUUUGCCUGUCUAUGAAGCUAUGGUAAUGAGAAACGAUAAAGGAAGGAUGCCAUUACUAACCACCAUUUGCUCAAUUUGUUUAGCAUGGGGUCUUUGUUUAGCAACAUAAUUUGUACUAGAUUUUUAGAGGCCAUUUACUUGUUGACCAUAGUUUUCUAUUUUGGGAUGAUAAUAGAGCUAGCAAUUAGUUGCUUUUUGUAAUGAAUUCUUACGUCAAGCUUUUUAGUAAACAUGUGUGGUUUUUAGUUCUUGGAUUAUUUUUUACUAAUUGACAUGUGUGGGUCCUGAUAGUAUUUCUCUAUCUUUCUUUUUUUAUAAUUAUUACUAGUGAUGUCUGGUCGU
Oldenlandia corymbosa var. corymbosa is the source of this 2734-nucleotide messenger RNA. The record is from the annotation of a GenBank genome assembly. Lineage: Eukaryota; Viridiplantae; Streptophyta; Magnoliopsida; Gentianales; Rubiaceae.